This is a messenger RNA of Rangifer tarandus platyrhynchus (Svalbard reindeer), 885 nucleotides long. Lineage: Eukaryota; Metazoa; Chordata; Mammalia; Artiodactyla; Cervidae. The record is from the annotation of a GenBank genome assembly.
AUGCUCCUUCUCCUGCUCAGCUGUCUCCUGCCUGCCACCAAUGGGAAGAACUGCCUCCAAUGCUGGCAAGAGCUGCCUGCACUAAUAGAUUAUGACCUGCAGAUUCUUUGGGGCACCCCAGGGCCACCCGCAGAGCUCUCCCAAAGCCUCCAUUCCCUAUUCAUGAACAAUCAUUCUUCUCCUGAAAACUCAUACCUUGGUCAAGACCAUUUGGAGGAAGCAGCAGGAACAUUAUUCACUCACAUAGAUAAAGCCAUUAAGAAGCUUCGAGAUGAUAAACCAUCACUUCUGGAAGAGGUUCGUGUCCUGAAGCAGCAAUUUUCCAAGGAGCUGGAGGAUAUAUCUGAGGGGCUGAAGGAAAAGGCCUGCAAUGAGUCCUGUGACAUCCGCUCCACAUUGGAGAUAAUCAGUUGCACCACGUGCCAGAAACACUUCCUUACCUGCCAAGACCCUGCUCUCUGCCCAGCAUGGACUGGGAAGAACUUCAGGUGGGCUAUGGGCAUCGGCAUCGCUCUGCCCCUGGUGACCCUAGCUGGAGGUGGAUGUUACAUUUUCUGGCUCGAGAAGAAGAAAAAGAAGAAGGACAAGGAGGCACAAAAGGAAACCCUCCCUGGGUACCCUAGACCACAGAGGACUCUUGCUACACACAGCCUUCCUCGGCCCCUUUCUGCUCCAGCACCUGUCACCACUGAAAAGAGAGAAAUGGAAAGGAUGCCACAGUCAUCAGCAAUUGAAGCCACCACUAAUGGUGAGCAGGUGUGGUUCUGCUGGAUGUCAUCUGUUUGUCAGACUGACUCUGUGAAGCUGGACCUUCCUGCCUGUCUCCCUGCUAUAUCCCCAGCCCCCAGCAGCACACCUGACAGAUGCUCAAUCAAUACUUUUUGA